Molecule: messenger RNA, 315 nt
Organism: Seminavis robusta
Lineage: Eukaryota; Bacillariophyta; Bacillariophyceae; Naviculales; Naviculaceae
Source: the annotation of a GenBank genome assembly
AUGGACGCCGAAACACCCAAUACCACACAGUUUGUGAAGCUCGUGAGUGCCGAGGGGAGUGAAUUCUACAUUGACCGCAAUGUCGCCGUCUCGGCAAGCAAAACUCUGAGAACCAUGCUGGAAGGACAGUUUCGGGAGGCCAAGGAUAAUGUCAUUAGAUUGCCAGAAAUAUCCAACUAUAUUCUAGAACGGAUCCUGCAAUACCUCUAUUAUCAGACAAAGUACUCUAAUUCUACAGGACGUGUACCAGAGUUUCCAAUCGAGCCUGAAAUUGCGCUGGAAUUGCUCAUUGCCUCCAAAUAUCUCGACUGUUAG